AGCUCCCUUUACAUGCUGGCUGUUGUCUCGAUCUCCUAGUAGCCGGCCUCUUCUUCGUCUCCCCAGGAAACGAGACUUGUGCCUGGACCUCGUGUUGGCCUUAGACAAAAGGGGCUUCCUUUGUUUCUACCAGCGCCGCCGCUAUGGCCCGCCGUGCGUCAUCGUCGCCGAGGCUCGUCCUCACCCUUGCCGUUCUCCUCUCCGCGUCGCUCUUCGCGGCGAACCUCCCGCGAUUCGCGGACGCGGUUCCCGUCUCGUUCGUGCUUCAGCAGAUCCGCAACAAGACCAACACGGACCCCGUCACUGCCGACAUAUCCGCGGGAAUGGUGGAGUUCGCCGCGGGGUACGACAAGGUGGACGACAUUGCCGGAGGAACCCUCUUCCUGCCGUCUGACGCCGCAUGGAAGCCCGCGCUCGACGGUUACAAGACCCGAAACGCCUCUGCGACGACCGCGUCGGACCCGCUUCUCGAGGCGCUCGAUACGCUGGUGACUUCCAAGGGGACCCUGGCGGCGCUUAACUCCAUGUCGAGCGGCGGCAGGAACGCGCUGUCGCGGCUCGCCAAGUUCUUGGCGGUUCGCGAAUACCUCGACAGCGCGAAGCUGAACAGCACCUACAAGAGCGGUCGGUUCAGCUUCAGCUCGCUGCUCAACCAGAACAUCUGGCUCUACGGCGACUCUGUAACUGGCCUCUGGUACCUCACUGGCACCGACCCCGACCUCCUGCUCAAGCCCCCUACCGGUUCCGCCAAGGUCGCCGUCGCUGCCCCUGCUGCCCCCGCGCCCGCCUCCGCCUCCGCCUCUGCGCCUGCGCCCGCUCCUAUGGUGGACACUCCCGUUGACACCGCACUGCCACCGGCGGCGGCACCCGGCUCCGCCCCCGCGCCCGCGGGGACUCCCCGCGCUGGGGGGGCGCUUGUGCCGGGCAGCGGCGUGGGAGGGCCGGUUUCGGUGGCGAUGCUGGAGAUCGUUCUGCCGCUCUACUCGAAGAACACGAUCCUGGGCGUGACCACGUCGUCGUCCGACAUGUCGGUGAACCUGAUCUCGGCCGUGGUGUUUCCCAGCAACAUGGCAUCGCUCACCACGUACGACGCCACCUCCGCGUACGGCACUGCCACUAAAGGUGUCUCUGCUCUCUUGAGCAACGGCAUGGCCCUGCUUGCGGCUCUGAUGGCGCUGCUUGUGCUCGUUUGAGUCGAUUUCCGGGUGGGACAAGACUGAACGCUUCGACUGCAAAUCUGACUGGGCGCAAGGCUUCCCUGCUACUGUGUCGAAGGUGCCUGCUUUUCGCGUGAUAGCUCCCUAGUUUCCCGGAACUCUCCUGGGUAGGGAGGGAACCACCAGUCGUCUCUGGGGGCCGUUCGCUGGGAAUUUUCCGAGGGGAACGGGGAGGGGAACGGGCGACCAAAUCCCGCGCGCAUGGAAUCUGCGCAGCCAAACCUACGUAAAAAUUUUUUUGUGUGCCCUCGUACUUUGGUAAUCAUAACGUCGCCGGCUCAUAAUGAUUACGUCUGUCACGACUGCAGGACUGGAUAAGACAAACUCGCGGACAGUGAAGAGUGGGGCCCACCAAAAGCCCUCUUAGGCCAUCGCACUUUCGUGGAAAAUCUAGCGGAGAAAAUGAGAUUCACACAAUUUUGUCAAAACUGCCCAUUUUUUUAACAUUUCAAAAUGUGACCGAUUGGAUG
Molecule: messenger RNA, 1687 nt
Organism: Closterium sp. NIES-67
Lineage: Eukaryota; Viridiplantae; Streptophyta; Zygnematophyceae; Desmidiales; Closteriaceae
Source: the annotation of a GenBank genome assembly